Gadus chalcogrammus (walleye pollock) is the source of this 791-nucleotide messenger RNA. It is a transcript of the gene adi1, whose product is annotated as acireductone dioxygenase 1. The record is from RefSeq and is a predicted model, not a curated record. Gene Ontology annotation, molecular function: acireductone dioxygenase [iron(II)-requiring] activity. The transcript has 4 exons. NCBI's taxonomy places the organism in Eukaryota, Metazoa, Chordata, Actinopteri, Gadiformes, Gadidae. The coding region runs from base 86 to 625 and encodes 179 amino acids.
CACCAGAGAGUCACAUGGGCCAGCUGGUUACAUGACUUCACCACCACCAGAUUAACAACAAUACAUUCAUCACCCAAGCCGCAGGAUGCCACUGGAGGCUUGGUAUAUGGACAGCUCUGAUGAAGAUCAGAGACUGCCACACAAACUCAGCCCAAACCAGCCCGUCUCUUUGGACGAAUUAAAGAAGAUCGGCGUGUUGCACUGGAAGUUGAAUGCUGACAUGUAUGAAAAUGACCCGGAGUUGGAAAAGAUUCGCAAGGAUCAAGGCUACUCCUUCAGUGACGUCAUCACCAUUCAGAAGGAAACACUGCCCAAUUAUGAAGAAAAGCUGAAGAUGUUCUUCGAGGAGCACCUCCACUUGGACGACGAGAUCCGCUACAUCCUGGAUGGCCAGGCCUACUUUGACGUCAGGAGCGUGUGCAACCGAUGGAUCCGGAUCGCCAUGGGGAAAGGCGACCUGAUCACGCUGCCUGCGGGAAUCUACCACCGCUUCACCCUGGAUCAGACCAACUACACGAAAGCCAUGCGGCUGUUUGUGGGCGAACCCGUUUGGAAAGCUUACAACCGGCCUGCAGACGACUUUGAGAGACGUCAGCAGUACGUUGCUUCACUACAGUGUUCCUGAAACAUGGGAGAGAGACACACACACUAAUGUGGAUGUAAAAUCAGUAUUUACACAAAUCAAAUGCAUAGUCUAGUUUAGUGCCUUGAUUGUUAUGAAAUGUUUUGGUCAUUAACACUAGUUUUGAAAAUCUUCUGUUUUGUUCACAUGAAUAUAAAAAUGCUGCUAA